Molecule: messenger RNA, 1462 nt
Organism: Trichoplusia ni (cabbage looper)
Lineage: Eukaryota; Metazoa; Arthropoda; Insecta; Lepidoptera; Noctuidae
Gene: Kynu
Product: kynureninase-like
Exons: 1
Coding region: 104-1384 (426 amino acids)
Biological process (GO): NAD+ biosynthetic process
Cellular component (GO): cytoplasm
Molecular function (GO): pyridoxal phosphate binding; kynureninase activity
Source: RefSeq, a predicted model, not a curated record
ACGGCAAUAGUCUCAACUUUACCGGGGUGCCUCAACCUCGGACAGAUUUUAUACAAAGCUUGAAGUUCUUAUUGCUAGUGGAUAUUUGUUGAACAAAAGGAAAAUGAAAGAUCAAUUUCAAAUCGAUCCCGAGUACCCAAAGUUACUUGACAAUAAUGACCCGCUGGGGCAGUUUAGACAAAGAUUUUUUUUGAAGGAAGAUCAGAUUUAUAUGUGUGGUAACUCCCUAGGACUUGCCACCAAAGAUGCUGAAGAAUGUGUUUUAGAAGUUAUGGAAAAAUGGAAGGAAAACGGAAUUAAAAUAUGGACCGUCGAGGACAACAAAUACUAUCUAUAUUCUAGGAAUUUGGCAGAACUAAUGGCUCCUAUCGUUGGAUCGGAUCCCGACGAGUUGGCGAUCUUUGGCGGCACUACCAUCAACAUCCAUCAAGGAAUCAGCACGUUUUAUAAACCAACCAAAGAUAAGUACAAAAUACUAGUGGAUGAUAUUAAUUUCCCGACGGACAGGUACGCUGUGGACAGUCAAGUUCGGUUAAAAGGCUAUGAACCAGAAGAAGCAGUUAAAGUGGUCAAGAGUAGAGGUAACUUCAUGGAAGAGGACGACAUCAUUGACGCUAUGACAGAAGAUGUAGCUUUAAUAUUCCUUCCGAAUGUGUACUACAGAACUGCUCAAGUGUUAGACAUGGAGAAAAUAACCCGAGCCGCAAAAGAAAGGGGCAUUCUUAUUGGAUGGGACCUUUGUCACGGAAUUGGAGCAGUGGAAAUUAAUCUGAAGAAAUUGGACGCAGAUUUCGCGAUAUGGUGCACUUACAAGUACCUGAACGGCGGGCCUGGGUCAUCAGCAGCUAUUUAUAUAAAUAGAAAACAUUUCAAAAGAUUGCCAGGAUUAACCGGGUGGUACGGAAACAAGAUAGAAACACAGUUUCUAUUGCGGCAAGAAUUUGAUCAUCAGCAGGAUGCAAAUGGUUGGCAGAUUGGAACUCCCAACGUAUUGUCUAUGGCGUCACUAGAGGGAGCUUUAAGGGUAAUCAAUGAAGCUGGAGUACCAAAUAUGAGAAAAAAAUCUUUGCACAUAACUGCGUAUCUAAUGUAUCUGAUUGAAAAUAAAUUAUCUAACUACGGGUUCACUAUUGGCAACCUGAGAGAGGACAGUAGGAGAGGCGGCCAUGUUUGUCUGGAACAUGAUGAGGGUUACAGAAUAAGUAUUGCUCUCAAGGCUCGCGGUGUUGCACAAGACUUUAGGGAACCCAACGUGAUUCGUUUGACGCCGACAGCCUUAUAUACCAGUUACCAGGAAGUUUACAAAAUAGUGGACAUAUUAUUGGACAUCGUUAAAACUGAAAGCUAUAAAGCUGUUGGCAAUAAUAGAAACUAUGUUGUGUAAUAAGUAGGAAUGUGUUUUAGACUUGUGUUGCGUGUUUGCUAUUGUGUAAGGAAAGUAUUAAAAUAAGCAUAAAAUAAA